UACACUUUUUUAGUUCCUUCUUUUAGAGCUAGGCGGUUCGUGUCGCACUUUGGUAUAAUAUCAGCUGUUUUCUGUGGUUGUUGUAUGGGAACAGAAUAAACUUAACUGAUUUUAAAAGAAAAUGAACAUUUCCGAUUUAAAAUCUGCCUUAAAGCAGUUAGGUGCCAAAACAUCUGGAUCGAAGCAGCAGUUGGAAAAGCGAUUAAGUACAUGGAAAGAACAUGGACUUGAGAAAACCUUAUUCGAAGUAGAUUUAAUGAAAUGUGUACCGAGCGAGGAAUUCCCAACGAGUGCUUUGUUUAAACCGUUGAACACUUAUUCCGGAACUGCAUUGAUAAGCUACGAUGCAAUUCAUAAAUGGUUUUCGGAUCGACGAGCGCUUAAAGGAAUGCAGAAAGGCCGCAUAUUAGCGAUCAAGUUAUUCAUUAAAUAUAGUAAAACAUAUAUUGAUGGGAACAAGUAUUAUUUACAAUGUAAGUGCUGUGCGGAACAAAGGAAAACUUUCGAAUACAAUGCUUGUGUUCAGGAGCAAGUCAGCAAUAGCAGCGUUGGCAUCACCUUUUUCUUGAACGAUUGGCAGCACUAAUCAUGAUAGAUGUGAUUGUCGAAUUUCUGACAGCGGUUUAAAAAGCGCUUUCGUAAUUUGCUGCAUUUAUUUUUGAGGUUAAGUUAAUUGUUUACUUUUGUUUUUAACACGCUAGACAUGGAAUUAGAUUUAUUAUUAGAUAAGUGGAAUGUGGUUACCAACGAAAAUGGAGAGGUUACAAUUAAUGGUUGUAACAUAGUUUUACAACAUAAGCAAACACAUGAAAUAGGGUACAUAGAAAAUACAGAUGAAAAUCAAUCGAUGUUAGGACUGUCUAUCCAAAACGAAGACACAUCUGAAGCAGACGUGACAGAAGACACAACAAAUGAGUUGCAAGGUGUAUCCGAGGACUCCCAAAACGAUGAAUAUUGGAACCAUGAAGAUACGCAAUAUCUUUUAACGUUAUAUGCCGAAAACAUUGACAAAUUUAGAAACACCAAAAUUAAAAAGAAAGAUUUAUGGAAGCAAAUAGGGUGCAAGAUUGGCAAAUCAGACGUAUUGUGUGAUCGUAAAUUUCGGAAUUUAAAAGGUACAUAUAUUAAAUUGGUAAGGAAGAAACGCAAAACUGGUGAAGCACCCAUAAAGUGGCCAUAUUUCUCCCUGAUGCAAGAUAUUUUAAAUCAAGAUGUCAAUAUUAACCCUGUUAAGUAUUUAAGACCUAUUACAACUAUAUCUUCACCAAGUCCAAUAAUUAACGAGUCAUGUGUGCCUCCCAGCUGUACCAGUAGAGACAAAACCAAUACGCCUUCAGUCCACACAACUAUCUCAUCAAUUACUAAUAAGUCAUUGAACGUGUCAUCCUUGACUGCCACUAAAGAUUCAACAAAUACACCACCCAACAGUCGAUCCCAAACACCGAGUACUUCCACGCCUGAUGGUGAAGAAACGAAUAAUGUUCGUGCGCCUACAAUUCGAAAGCGAAAGUUUGAUAAGUACCGUGAAUUGGCUGCCGAUAUAAAGGAACGCCAAACAAAGAUGGAAUCCAAAAUAGAUGUAAUGAAUGAGAUAUUAAUGAAAAGCAAUAAAAUACAGGAAGCCAGAAAUAAUUUGCUAAAACAAUAUCUUGAACAAAAAAAAUAA
Messenger RNA from Photinus pyralis (common eastern firefly), 1666 nucleotides. RefSeq lists its product as uncharacterized. The record is from RefSeq and is a predicted model, not a curated record. The transcript has 3 exons. Lineage: Eukaryota; Metazoa; Arthropoda; Insecta; Coleoptera; Lampyridae. Bases 704 to 1666 code for a protein of 320 amino acids.